Phalacrocorax carbo (great cormorant) is the source of this 2016-nucleotide messenger RNA. NCBI's taxonomy places the organism in Eukaryota, Metazoa, Chordata, Aves, Suliformes, Phalacrocoracidae. The record is from RefSeq and is a predicted model, not a curated record.
GGCCUAGUGCGGCGGCGGCAGCAGCAGCAGCAGCAGCAGCAGCAGGCGGAGGCCCGCGGGCUACUCUGGGCUUCCCCGGCGAUGUCGUUCCGCGACCUCAGGAGUGAGCAGCGUCCAUGAGGGCAGCGGGAUCGGGACGGGACGGGACGGGACACGGCAGCCCCCGGCCCUCCGAGGCCCUCCGUGCCGCCGCGGCUGGCUGGGGCCUGCCGAGCCGCCCCGGCCCCGUUGGGCGCCUCGGCAGCCGGGCGGGCCCCGCUUUUCCUUUAAAUUUUUGCCCCGUAGUUUCACCUGGAGACCCAGGAGGCAGCGCAGGCGGCUGAGGGGAUUUGGGGCUGCCUCAGGCCAGGGCUACAGGAAAGCCUGCUGCAGGAUUUUACCGAGAUGAUGAGGGCACUGGGGUAUCCCCGACUCAUAUCUAUGGAGAAUUUCCAUACCCCAAACUUCAUGCUUGUUUCCGAAGUACUUCUCUGGUUAGUGAAAAGGUAUGAACCUCAAACUGAUAUUCCUCCUGACGUGGAGACAGAGCAGGACCGUGUUUUCUUCAUUAAGGCGGUGGCUCAGUUCAUGGCUACCAAAGCUCACAUAAAGCUCAACACUAAGAAGCUUUACCAGGCAGAUGGCUAUGCAGUGAAGGAACUGCUAAAGGUCACCUCUGUGCUUUAUAGUGCUAUGAAUACCAAGGGACUGGAACGGGCAGACAUGAGUGAGGAAGACAGCAGCAAGUUCAAGUUUGAUCUUGGCUCAAAAAUUGCUGACUUGAAGGCAGCCAGACAGCUUGCUUCUGAAAUCACCUCCAAAGGAGCAAGUCUGUUCGACUUACUUGGCAAAGAAGUUGAACUAAGGGAAGCAAGAGCAGAAUCUAUUGCCAGACCUUUGGAGAUAAAUGAGGCUGAGAAGAUGAUGAAAAUUGCCAUUGACUCUGUUCUGGAACAAGUCCAAAAGACUAAAGACAUGUUGAAUAAUGUGGCUUUGGAUGAAGCCAAUUUGGAAGCCAAGAUUGAAAAACGAAAAUUGGAACUGGAAAGAAGCCAGAAGAGGCUACAGACUCUACAGAGUGUUCGUCCUGCUUUUAUGGAUGAGUAUGAGAAGAUUGAGGAGCAACUGCAGAAACAAUACAGCAGUUAUCUAGAAAAAUUCCGUAAUCUGACCUACAUGCAGCAGCUCCUAGAUGAUCAUCGACGGACAGAGCAAGAGAUGUUUGAGGAAGCAGCAAAUAUGCUGCGUCUUAUGCAGAAAAGGCUGAAGGAAGAGGAGCAGCAUCUGCUUAAGAGUGGAAAUAAUGAUGAUUCCGACAUAGAGAUUCAAGAGGAUGAAGGAUCUGACAGUGAAGUGGAAGACAGGCAGAUCAUGAAGCAGCACACCGCCACAGAAACACUACUGCAAGGAAGAGCUGGUGCACGGAUUGUGGGAACAAUGCAAGGUGGAGACACGGAGGAAGAUGGGAGAUCUGCCCCAGCACGGCCAGGCACGCGAAAGAUCGUCACCAAGGCACAGGAGGACUCGGGGGAUAGUGAGAUUGACCUGGAUGAAGAUGAAGAUGAGGAGGAGGAGGAUAUGGAAGAUGACAGCAUGGAAAUCUGCCCAAGCAAAUCCAGUCACCGAGCAAGGAAGCCAGAGCCACUGGAGGAAAGUGAUAAUGACUUCUGACCCUUCAGUAGCAGGACCAGGAGGCAUCUGGAAAUACAAACUUUGGAGAGUGUGCAAGCCAGGAGCUAAUACCCUGCCAUUUGAAAAGCGCUUGUCAGCAUGAAUGCAGGAGUCAGUAAAUAAUGUUCAUUAAACUUGAAAAUUAAACUCGGAUUGCUAGUCUUGUGACUCUCAAAGCAUGAGCAGUUUAUCCAUAAUGAGAAUCACAGUAACAUGGAGUGCAGUUAUUUCCAUAAUUGCAUUAGAACUGGCCCUCAUGCACUGCAUGCCAAAAGUCGCACUCCAGUGAGCAUCGUGUGCUUGAUUUCCCUGCAUUUUAUUUGUCCAAACAGAUUUUUUUGGCUUAAUAAAACUGGAUUAAAAGCU